UUGACUGAUAACUCAAUGAUUUCUGUAAAUCAAAGACCCGCCAAGUCCCAUCCUCACAAGAAGUAAAUACUGCACUAGGCUCGGCCAAUCCAUAAGAGCUCCCAGCCAUCGUCGGACUUCCUGAUCUGUCGGCAAAUUCAAACUUGCCUGGAAGUUCAAAUCAAGUAAUCAGAGUCAUCAUGCGCAGCUGUUAUCAGACUCGUUGGUUGCAAUGCAUGGAUUCGGAUGUAAAUAAUAUAUGAAUCCAAAGAAAAUCUGGAUCGGCAAGCCGCAAAACAGCGACGCCUAUUUGGUGCAGCUUCUUCCCAAGAACCGCCGGUAGAGGUACUGAACUGGACUAGGAAGUUGCCGCACUGACCAGUCAUCCGUAGAACCACGCACACCUGUUUGCACGCCUGUCUUUGAAUUGACCUCCAUCAACCUGAGGCAAGAAACAAACAUAUAUAAUACACAUCUUUACUCUUUCUCCCACAUCUCCUGCCUAACUUCGACUCCAUACGUUCAUUUUCUGCAUGCUUACUCGACUGUCGUUUUCUAUUUAUAAGCUCCAGUCUGUCUAAAGCCUCCGCGAAUAGAUCUUCUGAUUCACUCAUACAUCUCACACGGACAGAAUCCAAGUCUAUCAUGAACUUCGUUCUUCAACUCAGUGUUCUGCUGCUCACAAUCAUCUCACAGUCUUUUGUUCGAUCCAGUCCCUUCACAACAAGGGCAACUGAAGUUAUACCCGAUCCUGCAACCACCUGCUCCCGGCCCGGCCUUGCGGCACUUACUUACGAUGACGGACCUUAUGAUUAUGAAAAUAAAAUCUCCGAUUACCUCAAUGCCCGUCAUAUUAAAGGCACCUUCUAUGUCAACGGCAAUAACUACGAUUGCAUUUACGAUGAGGCGAUAGUGAAGCACUUAAAGCGCACUUUCUCCCAGGGCCACUUGAUUGGAUCACAUACAUGGUCACAUGCAAAUAUCAGCAGCUUAUCGGCCGCAGAAUUAAACCAACAGCUUGACUUAGUCGAAGUAGCAUUAAUCAAGAUUCUUGGAGUCAAGCCGAAAUUCUUCCGACCUCCUUAUGGUGCAUUCGACCAGAAGAGCUUGGCGAUAUUGAAGAAACGGGGGUACAUCGUGGCCAACUGGUCAUUUGACUCCGAAGACGCUGUGGGAGCGACGCCCGAGCAAUCGAUGGCAUCUUAUAAGGAACUCUCGAAGCAGUUUCCGGCCUCUCAGAUCACACUCAACCAUGAGACUUACCAAACUACGGCCGAGAAAGUGACCCCAUAUGCCGUGCCUUUGUUGCAGAAGGCCGGGUAUAAGCUAGUGCAUAUAUCCGAAUGCUUGGGAACGGGCACCAAAUUGACUGAUCUCUACCAAUGGGUCGGAAAGCCUUCUGUCAGAGAUGCAUCGUGGACGUGCAAUGGGACCCCAGCUCCAACGGACAACUAGUCUAGCCAAUGUCAAAUGUGACUACAGCAGAUCAACUCAUACAUCUGUUCCUCAUCUCUUCACUCUGUAACUGCAGUAAUCCAUACUAGUAUCCUACCUCACAUAUGUCCUGAUCUUACUCUUACUUAGUUUUCUCUCGAAGUUGUUUUGAACUUUUCUCAUUCAUUUUUUUAAUACUAACAACAAAGCGAGAUUCAUAUCAUUAAUGGACCAGAAAAACUCUACCUCUUA
Puccinia graminis f. sp. tritici CRL 75-36-700-3 is the source of this 1665-nucleotide messenger RNA. RefSeq lists its product as uncharacterized. The record is from RefSeq and is a predicted model, not a curated record. Gene Ontology annotation, molecular function: hydrolase activity, acting on carbon-nitrogen (but not peptide) bonds. Gene Ontology annotation, biological process: carbohydrate metabolic process. The coding region runs from base 625 to 1434 and encodes 269 amino acids. The transcript is spliced from 6 exons. Lineage: Eukaryota; Fungi; Basidiomycota; Pucciniomycetes; Pucciniales; Pucciniaceae.